Molecule: messenger RNA, 2404 nt
Organism: Mytilus trossulus (common blue mussel)
Lineage: Eukaryota; Metazoa; Mollusca; Bivalvia; Mytilida; Mytilidae
Product: inter-alpha-trypsin inhibitor heavy chain H3-like
Exons: 11
Coding region: 1-2163 (720 amino acids)
Source: RefSeq, a predicted model, not a curated record
AUGUAUCCAAGAACUUCGAACAAGUUUAACAUACUAGUAAAUGUUGAAAAGAAUGCAUUAGUGAUAUUCAAGCUGAAAUACCAGGAAAUGCUGAGACGAAGCCUUGGAUCAUAUCAGCACGUGAUAUAUGUAGAUCCGGGUCAAAUAGUGGAAGACUUUGAAAUAAAGGUUCACAUUAGUGAAUCCAGAGAAAUCAUAGAUUUAACGAUGCCACCACUGGACGGGAAAACCAAAAUUGAUGUUGGUAAAUCUGCCAAUAUUAAACACAUUUCUCCAUCGAGAAUAGACAUAACAUACUCUCCCAGUGUUGAGGACCAGAAAGCAAUGUCAAAAGAAGGUAUAUCUGGACAGUUUACAGUGAAGUAUGAUGUAACUAGGGACAAAGAUGCAGGAGAUUUAUUGGUAGUGAAUGGAUAUUUCGUUCAUAUGUUUGCUCCAAAAGACAUUAAACCGCUACCAAAAGAUGUGAUGUUUGUAUUGGACAAAAGUCAGAGUAUGUCAGGAAGAAAAAUUAAGCAACUGAAAGAAGCGAUGAAACUAAUCAUGCAGGAUAUGAAACCAAACGACAGAUUCAAUAUUAUGUUUUUCAACCACAGAUUUGAUUGGUUAAACGAAACCGAAAUGAUGGAAGGAACAAAAGUUAAUUUCGGUAAAGCAGAGAGAUUUGUGGAAAACACUUCGGAAAUGGGAUGGACAAACAUUAACACUGCAGUAGUAGACGGAAUAAAGUUAUUAACGAAAUACCUGGACACGCAAAAGUCUGCUAUCUUAAUAUUUCUGACAGAUGGAGUUCCAACUAAAGGAGAAAGAUUAACUGAUAACAUUUUGAAUAAUGUAAGAAAAGCCAAUGAGGCUAGGCUUCCCAUCUUUAGCUUAGGCUUCGGAAACGAUGUGAAUUUCAAUCUUCUGAAAAAGAUGUCUUUACGAAAUAAUGGGUUCGCACGACGAAUAUAUGAAGAUUCGGAUGCUGCAUUGCAGAUUAAAGGAUUCUAUUCCGAGAUUUCAUUGGUUCUUUUGAAAAAUGUCACAUUUGAAUAUAUAGGUGACAUUGACAUGAAUACAUUAACUCAGAACCACUAUCCAUCAUAUUUUUCUGGUUCCGAAUUGAUAGUUGCAGGUCGAAUAAGAUCUAACGGUUCUUCCAUUGACCCCCGUGUCAAAGGUUGGAACCGUGAAUACAUAGAUUUACCAUGGAAACCGAGACCAGUUAUUGACCUUAAAGCAAUAACAUCUGAUUCUGAUUUAUCAAUGAUAACUGAAAAAAUGUGGGCCUAUUUAACAAUAAAACUGUUGCUUAAAGAUAUCGAGGGUGACAUUACAAAUACAAAGAAGGACGAAAGUAAAGCCAAAAUCAUAUCCUUGGCCUUAAAGUACCAGUUUGUUACACCCUAUACAGCUAUGGUAGUUACUGCACCCCAGCUUAGACGAGCGAGACAGUUCAGCACACACAGUUCGAGACUUACUGGAAGUUCCUUAGGUAAUGGACUUAUGGAAACUCACUCAGUGAAGCCGAUACCAACAGUAUUAGAUCAAUUUUAUGAAGUUUUAAACGAAGGAUUUCCUAAUUUUUUCCUUCACAUGAAAGGAUCAACAGUACCUCUCUGUAUGCAUUUGAAACCAAAUCACACAGGGAGAUAUCAGUUCUUAUACAGUGGAGGAAAGCCACAACAUUCUAUUCGUGUAGUAUUUGGUAAGACUACGAUUCGGAGAAUAAGAGAUUCUAUCAAAACUGUUGAGCUGAGGGAAGGAACAGAAAAUCAGUAUAUGGAUUCAAGUUUAUUGAAAAUAUCGAAUACCACUUGGAAUGCCACAAAAGUGUGGAGGGACAUCCAUUACAGAAGAACAAUUAAAUUUCCGUCAUUAAAUCUAACUGUUACAGUCGCACCAUCCAAAGUUAGAUUAUCUGGAUUAGAACUUCAUCUUCAUAUACAACAAAGCAACAUUGCUAAUGCUACUGGACCACUACGUCAGUUCGUUGGAAUGGAAAUUGAAACUUUUUCUAAAACUGAAAUAGUUGUCCGUCCGAAUGUUGGGAAACAAUUUAUCAUAAGAAAAUUCAAACUGUUGGAUUCAAUGCCUAUGAUGUCACACGUUACAGAAUCAUGUUGGUACAUAACGAAUCCCCAAAAGCAAAUUCCACUUUAUUUCGGCAAAAGGAUGUAGAUACAUGGGUUAAAUUGUUUUAAGGAUGUAUUCUUCUCGAAAUCUUGUUCUUGAACUAUAUCCAUUAGAUGUAAUACAAGUGGAAAAUGUCGAUGAAUUUUAAAUAUAUUAUAAUAAAACAUAACUCUGUGAAAAAAAUGUGAAUUUACAAUGAACAGUUUUUGGGUAUUCCAGUUUUCAAAUUUUAUGAUGAAUCAAUAAAUAAACUCAUCAUAGAUGCCAGGACUAAAUUUAGUAUAUA